This is a messenger RNA of Colletotrichum godetiae, 1450 nucleotides long. RefSeq lists its product as uncharacterized. The coding region runs from base 258 to 1331 and encodes 357 amino acids. The transcript is spliced from 3 exons. Lineage: Eukaryota; Fungi; Ascomycota; Sordariomycetes; Glomerellales; Glomerellaceae. The record is from RefSeq and is a predicted model, not a curated record.
AGUUGAAAGUCGUGGCACCUGACGAUUUGUGGGACUCAGUGCCAUUCGGUCAAUUUAUUUACAGCCUCAAGGCUCAGCGACAUGCGAAACAGACCGAACUUGAAAACGUACUGGAGGCCAGCACACGCCUCAAGGAUAUUCUGUCAUCUGCGCAGAAGCAAGUCGCGAAGCACUUCGACGUUCUCAAAUCGGAAUACAACCUGUAUUCAAGUUCCACCGAGCUUCUCCGGAGAUUCUUGCUAGACGUGAGAGAUCGCAUGUUGAAGGCAUCCAACGGAAAUGUCACAUCAGAGCCUCUGACGCCGUAUUUGCAAAAUUUGCUGUCAUCCGGUCUCAGCUUCUCCCAACCAACCGGUAGAAAAAGUAAAAGAGCCCGCAAAAAUGACAAGAGAACUGCCGACAGAAAACACAGAGUAUCGGUCUUUAUCAACAGGGUCAUCAACAAGCUAUUCAAGUUGGUUGGAGCGAACGCCUUAGCGGUAUACGCUGCUAUGAAGGGCGCGCAAUUCACAUCUCUAGGGACAACGAACCUGGGCGACAUGGAAUUUUUCGCGGAUUCUGCUGUGGAAGCCCUCCGUGAGUCUGAUAUCAAACUACUCCCCGGCAGCUUCCGGGUUCUUCACAUUCCAGGUGUAUUGAGCUGGCUACUAGACGUCGAUUAUGAAAGUGUUUGCCACGGGCUUCAGCUACCGGCAUUGGCAGCACACAACCCCGGUGUUGCGGCUCAUCUUGAUGAACUUGCCUCGGAACUUACGCAUCCAGGCCGAGAGGAUUCCACCGAAAUACCAAUGCGAACAAUGAACAAACGAGUCAGAAACGCAAUGAGACCUACGUUGCUGAGUCUCGGCCUGCCACUGACUAACGGCCCUGCCGGAAUCGCCACACGAGAAGUGAACAACGACAAAACUAGCCUUCAAAACGACGGGUCAACGAUGCCGCUCUACGGAGCCACUGGAACUUUCGCAGGACUUUCAUCGGGCUUCUGCCCUAAUACUCCAAGUCAAACAUCGAGCGAGAGGGAUCAGGUCCAACCAAAUAACGACGUGCCCGUUGUUGCGAGAAGAAGGGUCUCUAGCAGUGAACGUGCUUUUGAUGAGUUGUCCACGAGUGGUGUUGAUGGAUGUGGGGUGUACGUAGGAUUCGAUGUGGGACAGUUGCCAGGAAUCGGGACGAGGCAUCCCGAAGGCUCCGACUCUCAUAAUCGCAGCACACCAGGAACAGGGACAGGAGUGCUCCCCGACAUGGCAAUGUUUCAAUACAUGGAUUUGAACAUGACGUUCAAUGAUUUGGGGACUACUGAUCAUUGGAUAUCAGGCUUAGUAACAAUCUGAAGGUGGUCAUUCUGUUUUCCUAGUUAUCGUGAAGACAAUCAAAAGAAACAUGUUGCUUCCUGGACGAAUACAAAAGUCUCCUCCGGUCAUCAUCAAUAUCUCUCCUUCAGGCACAAUCG